Messenger RNA from Vanessa atalanta (red admiral), 2363 nucleotides. RefSeq lists its product as uncharacterized. The transcript is spliced from 14 exons. The annotation marks the transcript as partial. NCBI's taxonomy places the organism in Eukaryota, Metazoa, Arthropoda, Insecta, Lepidoptera, Nymphalidae. The record is from RefSeq and is a predicted model, not a curated record.
UUUCUAAAAUCCUUACGGGUUAUAACAAAAUAUUGCUCGCUUUUCAUAAUAUUUAGUGUUACACUAAUCACAAUGAAUUCUUUGUUGUGUUCAUACUUUACGAAAUACCAAAAAUACAUUUUAUGAUAAUUAAAUAAUCGCUAGCAAAUAAUCUUUAACAAAAUAAAAGAUAAAAUAUGUGUAUUUUUCACUUUUUAAUACUAAAAUUAGUUUUAACUCUUUUCUCAAAUACUUUCGCGAACGAAUUGGAAAAUGAAGAUAAAAUGUACUUGCUGGUUUCUCCUGAUCAACACUCGCGAACGCCUCGCUUGGAAGACUUUUUCUGGACAGGAUCUGGAGAUGGACCACCCCCGCCUGACUUAUCCGAGCCAGUGGCCACACCGAGUACACCAAUUGUGCAGACUACGACUGUUCUUGCUACGGUGUACUUGGAUUCAUACCCACCGCAAGCGGUGACCGAUAAGUCAAGCGGGGAGUGUAUCCUGAACUGCGAUGUGACGCCAGAUAGUCUGGAAACUGAAAUCCCAGAAGACAGACGCUACUGGCUUCUAACAGUCAUUCAAGGCUCCACUCCUGACAGCUUACAGUUACGACUUGCCAGGCUAUAUCAAAAAGCAUUUCUAAGGCAACAAGAACGACAUCUGGGUAUAAUUAAAUCUCUAGACGCACCGACGACGAGAAAGAAACACGAAGUUCAUUCAUUCAUCGUUAAUAAAGAUAACAAAUUCAAUGAUAUAAGUACCAAUACCACCAAAACACCACAAAAGAUGUAUGAUAUCCAAAGUUCAAUGGUAAAACUGGAAGAUUUAGCCGUUAACUCAGCGUUAAAAAUGAGAAACGCGGGUAAAAGCGAUGAUUUAGAAGACGUAGAAAUGUUUCUAGCUGAUGACGACGCUCAAUUUACUUCGACCAAAUCUGAAAUAAAACCGACAAAAUUAGCUGAUACUGAAUCUUGGAUACUAGUUACACCAACGAUUAUACGAAAAAGAAGUGUAGAUGAUGUCUUAGAAAGCGAUAAAGAAGAUUUGAUCGAUUUACCGCUUGAAGAGGAACCUAACAAUGGUACAGUGUUAUAUAAAAGGGAAAUCAUUAAACCUGAACAACAACCUCCCGUUCAAGUUCAUAUACAAAAUAUAACCGAGUCGUCGUCGGGCAGCGUGCAGAUCGUGUACGUGGUGCUGGUGGGGGGGCGCGCCGUGCCGGCGGCCGUGGCGGCGCGCGACAUGCGGCUCGUGCGCGACGCCGAGGUGGCGCGCGAGCUGGGCGCCGUCGUCACCACCAAGGCCGAGCCAGCGUACCUGAAGGCUGCCGAGGGUCUGGAGGGCGAGGCGGGGACGGGGGUGCGGGGAGCGGAGCUGUGGGCGCUGGCGGUGGGCUCGGUCGCCGCCCUGCUGCUGGUGCUGGCUCUGCUGCUGCUGCUGUUUGUGGCGCGCAGAAAGAAAUCUAUGAAAUCAGCAGCGUCUCUACGAGCGUACAGAACGGAGAUGAUAAGAGAAGCAGAACGUAAUCAAAUGAAGCAAAUCAACGACGAUAAAGAUGCUAAGUUGGUAAGUGUGGUGUCUCCGAGCAGAACGAGACCCAGCAGCGUCCUGUUGCCUAUUUAUAGAGCCGGCAGUGCAUCGGGUUCGUCAACUUCGUCAUCUGGCGUAUCGGAAGUUGCAGCUGCUUUGAGAAGACGGCAGAAGAAACCCCACGCUUUGAGGAUGCCACAGAAAAAGAGAGUUGGCACAACGGACAGCUUGCUGGAAGCAGCAGGGGUCGACAGCUCUGAUAGCGGUCAGCGAUCAGCUCCGCCGACACCUACCUCAUAUCUCUCUAUGCCUUCAGUCAGUGCUUUCCCCAGGGGAAAUAUGGUAGAACCACUCUCCAAAAUCCUGGAACCGGUUUCCGUGAGACAUCUGGAUAUAGAUUCCCCACCGUCCAGCCCCAAGCAGACCAGACUGGGCCAGGCUAAUGUAGUACCAAGAAGACAAAUGCCAUCACAAUUGGUACGCCUUGGCAGUAUAGAUAAGGAUCCUGGAGUUAUCGGACCUCUGGUGUGGGACUUGCACUGCCAGAGAAUUAAAGAUGUAUCCAAGCCCUCCAGCCCAGCUAGAUCUACAGCCUCAGCUUGUAAAGAACCAUCAUCAUCCAGGAUGAGAAGGCGGUUCAACGAGCUGAUGGAUGACGCCUUCACACUCUUCGGGAGUGCAUCCAGUGCCAAUUCCCACGAGACGUUCACAAUCGAUAAACAAGACAGUCAAGAACAAAAUGUGCUGCAGGCGCGCAACCGCGACGUGCGCGUGCCCCACUCGGCCGGCCCCGGACGCGCGCGCGAGAGUGCGGGCGGCGCGGGCGGCGCGGGAGGCGGGGCCGGCGCCGGC